Exophiala viscosa is the source of this 1279-nucleotide messenger RNA. Its product is annotated as mediator complex, subunit Med20. The record is from RefSeq and is a predicted model, not a curated record. Gene Ontology annotation, molecular function: transcription coregulator activity. The coding region runs from base 244 to 984 and encodes 246 amino acids. Lineage: Eukaryota; Fungi; Ascomycota; Eurotiomycetes; Chaetothyriales; Herpotrichiellaceae. The transcript has a single exon. Gene Ontology annotation, cellular component: mediator complex. Gene Ontology annotation, biological process: regulation of transcription by RNA polymerase II.
GGCUCUUUGACAAUUUUCCCCAGAUCUACUGGAACUUUAAGUUUAUAGGGCACUAUAGGGAUUAGGGAUGCCGCGGAGCGCUAACUUAAGCCUAUCCGACACGGCCACAGAUCUCACUAACUUAGGCUCUCGGACAACAAUCACUUCUUGAGUCUUGACACCUGCACCUAGACUGCCUCAUUCGACAAUCAACAUGAGACAACCAUAGCAGUCAAGGCAGGACCUGUUUACACUGCACCCAGCAUGUCAACAACAGGUCUCUUCCUCAUUCCAAUCCCUCCCAACCAACAAUCCCCAGCGUCGAACCUGAUCUCAUAUAUUUCUCGCUCAGUCCGUGCGGACCUUCUACCGCCCUUCUACCUCGAUCAUCGGCUGUUCGUCGAUACGUCCUCACUGCUCCCGAACACAGACCUGUCCCAGCGCAAAUUCACGAGCAUACUGACGCUGUCACACACUCCGUCGAGCACAUUCGUUGGCACGUCCCUGCCAAAGGACAAAUCCGAACCUGCAGAACAAGCCUCUCCUGUGACGCUGAUUACCAUCCCUACCUCUGCGGCCGACACAUUCACCCAGCUCAUUGGCACGAAACUGCAACCUCAAUGGGCGCAUCGACAAUCCCUGGUUGUGGAGAAUGGCACGACCUUGUCCGUAAAAGAUGGGUACCUGAUCGUCCGUAUCGGUGACCUGAAGACACCCAGUCGCGCAAACCAGCCCAGCACUCUUCGAGCCAUGGCGUUGGAAAUCACAUUUAAAACGAGGGCAGAUGUCGCUAGUGGUGGAAACAGUGUUAUUAGCGCAGCGGACGAAACAUUGAUUCGAAAAUUCAGUGAAUCCAUGGUCCAAGGAGCCGGCAUCUCCGUGGGAAAUAGCCGUUCAUUGUUCCGCAACACCUUGCAAGUGCCCAAGAGCGGACCGACUGCUGAUACGGUAGACUGGGAUCUCGCCGAGCUCUAUAUGGACAUGCUUCGCGGUAACAGAGCCUGAGCAGAAAUCGAGUGGUGGCCGAGAUAACCCAUGGUCCUGAUCUUCGCUACCAUGGAAGUAUUGAUGUCCGUCAGACACGACUCUGAGGGGCUCUUUGAUGCAUAGCCAACAUAAUUUGCAGGUAAGCCUGUUUGCCGCAUGCGAAAAUUAUGAACAGCGUCCCUGAGGAGAACCUAGGACACGUUCGAUUAUCGCUACAAUGCGUCAAGUAGCAAUAUCAGCCUUCGGCGCGUCCGGAUUGAACGUAUUCCUCGAAUGCAUUCAAUUGAAUGUGGCAAUCAGAGCAUAGGCAGAU